CGUCACUCCCCUGCAGCCACAGGUCAGCUUAAUCAAGUUUCACCGGAACACCCUGGAAUCAGUUACAAGGUAGGGAAUAAAUUAAAGAUGCUCACUAAAAAGAAAAAAAAACGUGUCAAAGAGCAGAGGGGGAAACAGAAGAUGCCGAUGACGACGACUCAGAGGAUCAGGAACCCGAGCCAAAGAAGAAAACUAAGCAGGCAAGUGAAUCAAAGAACACUGGAAGAUUGAAGAAGUUUGAGGAAGGCGAUGAAGACGGUUACACAAGGCAUAAUGUGAGGAGCACAGAGAAGAAAGGAAAAGAGACAGAAGAGGCAUAAACUACAGAAGAGAGCAGGGAUGAGUAGGACUACAAAGAAAACAAUAAUGAGUCCCUGGGUGGAAGGAAAGGAGAAAAACUCCCUGAUGUGAUCGAGACAACCAAAGAAGUUCUCUGUCAAAGUCAAGAUGGGAUCAAAGAGCAAAAACAAAAAAGGUGGAGAUCAGGAUGAGGACGAUGAGAAAAAGAAAAAGAAAGACAAGAAGAAAAAAGGCUCAGGGAAAGAUGACAGCAACGAAGACACAAAGAAGACAAAAGGGAAGAAGAAAAAGAUUGAAAACUAUGUUGAAAUCUACGAGAACGAGCUGCGCAACUACGAGCCGGAGCUGCAGGAAAACUACGAAGACGAAUACCACAAAAAAAAAGUGUAUGAGGUGGUGACUAUUACCGGGGAUGAGAAUGGAGCAGGUACUGAUGCCAACGUGUUCAUCACUCUUUUUGGAGACUAUGGUAUCACACCCAAAAUUCACCUGGCCAGCAACACAGAGAAGAAGAGUCGAACCGCUUUUGAAAGAUCUAAAACUGAUGUGUUCAGGAUUCGAACUCACAAUGUUGGACACAUAAAAAAAAUUAGGAUUGAGCAUGACAACACAGGCAUGAACGCCGGCUGGUUCCUGGACCGUGUGGUCAUCACGGAUGUCAUUCGCCCUCAUCUCAGGUUCUACUUUGCUUGCAACAACUGGCUCAGCAAAGAGGAGGGAGAUGGCCUUUUUGCCAGAGACCUGCUGGGCAGCAUGGACCAAAUGGACAUGCCCAAAUAUAAUAAAUACAUCGUUAGCGUUUUUACUGCGGAUAUGAAAGGAAGUGGAACCGAUGCGGACGUCUUCAUCAAUAUUUUUGGCGAGUUUGGGGACACAGGGGAGAGGCGUCUUGACAGUGACAAAAAUAACUUUGAAAAGGCCACAGAGGACAAGUUUACCAUUGAUGCGCCAAACUUGGGUAAAAUUAGGAAGAUCACCAUCGGCCAUAACAACAAAGGUUCGUCAGCAGGAUGGUUUGUAGAUAAGGUGAUUCUGGAUGAUAUGGGAAACAAAGUAGUGUAUGAAUUCCCCAUCAAUCGCUGGUUUGCCCUGGAUGAAGAUGACGGGAAGAUUCAGAGGGACAUUUUGGUUGGAGCCGACCAGCCGACAGGUAUCGUCUACAACGUUCAGAUCGUGACGGGAAACAUCCGAGGCGCAGGGACCAACUCUAAAAUUCACAUAGUGAUGCACGGUACGAAAGGCCUGAAGAACAGUGGAAAGGUAUUUCUGGAAGGAGGGAAGUUUGAGCGUGGACUGACAGACAUAUUUAACGUUGAGAUUGCUGCGCUCCUCAGUCCUCUGAGCAGAGUUACGAUUGGACAUGACAAUGAUGGAGUUAGCGCCGGGUGGUACUGCGAGAAGGUUGUUGUCUACUGUCCUUUCACGGGGAUAGAGCAGACCUUCCCGUGUGGCAAAUGGCUGGAUGAUGAGGAGGGGGACGGCCUGAUUGAAAGAGAGCUGUACGAGAUGGUCUCUCUCAGGCAAAGGAGGCAGAAAAAGCACCCCUGGUCCUUGUGGAUUUGGACUACAGACAUGCCCAAUGCCGGCACCGACGCAGACAUCUCUUUUCAGGUUUACGGAGAAAAGAACAAGUCGGAUGAGAUCAGACUGGACAACAAGUCUGACAACUUUGAACAGGGCCAAGUUGACAAGUUUAUGGUCGAGCUUCCAGAUUUGGGAAAAUUAACCAAACUUCGAAUCUGGCAUGAGAAGAGAAAUCCUUUUGCAGGAUGGCAUCUGAGCAAGGUUACCUUGAUGAAGACAUUAACAAAGGAGAAGUACACGUUCCCAUGCGAGCGGUGGCUGGACAUUAACGAAGACGACAACGAAGUUGUGAGGGAGCUUCCAGCCUGUGGAGACCUGAUAGCUGAGCCUCUUCCCGUGAUUAAAUACCGGCUGACAGUCUGCACGGGUGAUGUCAGCGGCAGCGGCACAGAUGCGUCUAUUUUCAUCAACUUGAUCGGAGACCAGGGGGACACAGGGGAGCGGCAGCUGAUCAACUGCAAGAAUAAUGUCAACAAGUUUGAGAAAGGAAACAUGGACGAGUUUAUAGUCGAGGCGGUGACCAUCGGACGGAUCCGCAGGUUGAGGAUCGGACAUGACGGGAAAGGCGGCGGAUGCGGCUGGUUUCUUGACAAAGUGAAUGUGAGAGAAGAAGGAAAGGCAGAGGCUCAUGCUGUAGAGUUUUCCUGCAGCAGGUGGCUGGACCGCAACGAGGACGAUGGACAGAUCACCAGAGAAUUAGUGCCGUUCGUAGAUGGUCAGCGUCUGUACAAUCUCGGCUAUCAGAUCGUGGUGAAGACGGGCGACAUUCCUGGAGGAAGCUCAGAUUCCAACGUGUUUGUCAAGCUUUAUGGAGAUAAGGGCGACACCGACAAGAUGAUGCUGGUGGUUUCUACCAACAACUUGGGGAACUACUUUGAGACAGGCCGUGUUGACAUCUUCACAGUGGAAACUUUUGAUAUUGGACAGAUAAACCGUCUGAUGAUUGGUCACACUAAUAAAGGGAUGCGUGCUGGUUGGUUCCUGGACAGCGUUCAGAUCGUGGUUCCGGUCCAAGGAAAGAAUUACAUGUUUCCCAGUCACCGCUGGCUUUGCAAAGACGAGGCUGAUGGGAAAACGGAGGUGGAGAUUUACCCCAGUGAGAUCCUGGAGGUGGAACAAUUGAUGAACUAUGAGGUAACCGUAGUAACAGGAGAUGUGAUGUUUGCCGGCACCAACGCCAGAGUGUUUAUCCAGAUCUACGGGGAGAAAGGCAAAACAGAAACUAUCACUCUUGAAAACAGAUCCAACAACUUUGAGCGCAACACGACUGAAAUAUUUAAGUUUGAGGCCAAAGACGUGGGAAAGAUCUUCAAAAUACGCAUUGGUCAUGAUGGUUCAGGGAUCGGAUCUGGCUGGUUCCUGGAGUCAGUCGACGUUAAGCACCUGAUUUUGACUCUGGUGCCCAAAGAAAAGAAAAAGGACGACAAGAAGAAGAAGAAGAAAAAGAAGAAAGACGAAGAGGACGAGGAUGAAGAUGGAGGAGAGGAGAUGCAGGAGGUGGUGCUUCCGUACCGUUUUCCCUGCUCACGCUGGCUGAGCAGCGGUGAGGAGGACGGAGAACUGGUGGUGGAGCUGCUGCCGGAGGACGCAGACGAGGAUCUGGAAGUCAACACCUAUGAAGUGUGUGUCUUCACGGGUGACAUGAUGGGAGCUGGGACAGAUGCCAAAGUCUAUAUUAAUAUUUAUGGGGAAAACGGAGACACUGGUGAGCGCCUCCUGAGAAACUCUGACAACCUCAACAAAUUUGAGAGAGGGCAGGAAGACGUUUUCAUCGUGACAGCUAUUGAUUUGCUCACUUUGAAAAAGCUGCGAAUCCGACAUGACAACACUGAGCCUCACUCAUCCUGGUACCUGGAUCGUGUUGAGAUAGUGGACACAAAGGAAGACAUAACGUAUUACUUCCCUUGUAACCGCUGGCUCGCAGUGGAUGAGGAUGACGGGCAGAUAGCAAGAGAGCUAGUUCCUGUUGAUGAGGCCUUUAUGAGGCAGGAUGAAGAUGAGGAGGGGACUAGCGCCACUUUGGGACUGGAGCAAAAAUCCAUGUCCACUACCUAUACUCUCAAAAUAAAAACUGGGGAAAAGAAAUAUGCUGGAACCGAUGCCAACGUUUUUGCCAUCCUGUUCGGUGAAAAAGACGAUACAGGGCUCAUCAACCUAAAGUCUUGUAAAAACUACAAGAACAAGUUUGAACAGGGGAUGAUCAACGAGUUCAUCGUGGAGGCAGUAGACCUGGGCGACCUGGAGAAGCUUCGGAUUGGACACGACAACUCAGGAGGUUCAUCCGGUUGGUUCCUAGACUGGGUUGAGGUGGACGCCCCAUCUCAGGGACAGAGACUACGUUUCCCAUGUGGCCGCUGGUUGGAUCCAGCAGAGGAUGACGGUGCCAUCGUGAGGGAUCUCUAUCCUGCUGACUUACAGACUGAAGUUUACACUCCAUUCGUGCCUUAUGAGAUCAAGAUAUUCACCAGUGAUGUGUUUGCUGCGGGGACAGACGCUGACGUGUUCAUCGUCUUGUAUGGACAAAACGGGAUGUGCACGCUGCAGAAGCACCUGUGUGUAAACAAGAGAGAGCGACGGCUUUACUUUGAGAGAGGAGCAGAGGACAUGUUUAUUGUGGAGCUGGAGGACAUUGGUGAUGUGAUAGAGAAAAUCAGGAUAGGACAUGACAACAGAGGCACCAACCCAGGGUGGCAUCUUGACAGGGUGGAGAUCAGGCGACAGCUCCGGAAAGGAAAGGGCUCAGAGACCACGAUAUUUCCGUGCGAGCGCUGGCUGGCCAAGUCUGAAGAUGAUGGAGAGACAGUGAGGGAGCUGGUCGCCUCUGACAUCAUCACCCAGAAGCUCCUCCGGGACGGGACACUAAAGACGACCGAAAUGGAGGUGGAGGAUGCUCUGGAGACUCACGGAUACAAAGUGUCGGUGCGGACAGGUGACAUGUACGGAGCAGGAACUGACGCCAACGUUUUUCUCACCAUCUACGGAGACCUGGGAGACACCGGAGAACGCAAACUUGCCAAAUCUGAGAACAACAAGAACAAGUUUGAGAGAGGAGAGGUGGACAGGUUUACAAUUGAGGCUGUGGACCUGGGGCAGGUGUUUAAGAUUCGGAUUCGUCAUGACAACACCAUGGUGGGAGCUGAUUGGUACCUGGACCAGGUGGAGGUGCAGGAUGAGGACACAGAGGAAGUUUACAUGUUCCUGUGUGAGCGCUGGCUGUCGACAAAGAAAGAGGACAAACAGAUAGACAGGAUCUUCUACAUCAAGGGGUAUGAGGGUGAAAGGAAUACUGAUCCAUAUUUUAUGAAGAUGGCCCAGUCUAGACAAGGACUCGAUAAAAAUGCCAAUAAGAAGAAAAAGAAGAAAAAGACUACAGUGGCCGAAGAAGGUCCAAUCAUUCCUUAUCACUUCACGGUGUCCACUGGGGUGGACCGGGACGGCAGCACCACAGCCAGGGUUUAUGUCAUCGUCAUCGGGCCGAACGACGCCGAGACAGACCGUCUGUGGCUGGACCUGGCAGAAGGAAAGAAAUGCUUCGCAGCUGGUGGCAUGGAGCACUUUGUGUGCUACGGAGCUGACGUAGGAGAGAUCAAGAGGGUGGAACUCGGCCAUAACGGAGUCACACCAGAGAGCUGCUGGUUGGUGGAUGAGCUGUCGGUUGCUGUGCCAACCAAAGGUAUCAAGUACAUCUUCCCAUGUAAAUGCUGGCUGGCUAAAGACAGGGGAGAUGGUUUGACUGUCAGACUGUUGAACGUGCUGGACUCCAGCACCAUCAACAUUAUCCGCAAAGUUAUUUAUUCAGUCUCGGUUGUCACAGGAGACACUCAGUAUGCAGGGACGGAUACGAACAUUUUCCUGACUGUGUACGGGGCCAACGGGAGCACAGAGGAAAUGUUGCUGCCGAAGAACGGGGAUAGGUUUGAACGUGACCAAGAAGACACGUUCACCCUGGAGAUAGAUGACAUCGCUCCUCUGAAGAAGAUCAGAGUUCGGAUUGAUGGCACUGGGAGCCGCCCAGACUGGUUUCUUGACAGGAUCCUGAUGCGGAACCUGACCACUGAGGAAGAGUAUCUGUUCACUUACGAGAACUGGCUGUCCAAGACAAAAGGACCGAAAAGGACAAAAGUGUGUGAGCUGCCAGCAGUGGUGGACGACGAAGAGAUGGUGGAAAAAACAACCUACAUCAUCCAAGUUCAGACCAGCGACAUCGGAGGUGGUGGCACCGACGCCAACGUGUUUUUGAUUGUGUUUGGGGAGUACGGCGACACCGGGAUGCUGCCGCUGAAGGAGAGCACCAACAGGAACAAGUUUGAGCGGAAAAUGAAGGACGUGUUUCGGUUUCCUGAUAUGCUCAGUCUGGGGGAGCUCUCCAAAGUCCGAGUGUGGCAUGACAACAAAGGCCCAGCGCCUGGGUGGCAUUUAGAGUACAUCGAAGUGAAAGACGAGGCCAUGGACCAGACCUUCAGGUUCCCCUGCGACCGGUGGCUGGCUAAAAAUGAUGACGAUGGGCAAAUUAUUAGGGAGCUGGCUUGUGCCAACAAUGAGUCAAUAGACCUCAGCGAUAAAACCAAAUAUGAAAUCGCCACCAUUACUGCUAACACCGGCAACGCCUCAACCUCAGAAAACGCCUGGAUUGUGUUGGAGGGAAGGAAAGCUCGCUCCAAGGAGUUUGUUCUGGAGAAUAAGAAAAAGAAGUUUUUAAGCGGUGCCACUGACACGUUUGAGUUCUCAUCCAAACACUUGGGGGAAAUCGCUGGGAUCUGCCUCGGCCACAUAACAAAAGAUGGAAAGAAAGUGAAGAAAGAAGUCUUCUGGCACGUUUUGGAGGUGGUAGUGACAGAAAAUGAGCUGGGAAACAAGUAUUUCUUUCACUGUGACGCACAAAUCCCUCUGGCAGCCAAAAAGGACCAGUUCCAAACAUUCGAGUGCUAUAAAUCCGUCGAAAGCUUUGCAAGCAAAGUUCGCAAACUGGUUCCCGUCAAGUAUGAAAUCAUCGUCAUCACCGGGGACGUGAAAGGGGCGGGAACGGACUCAAAUGUUUUCAUCACUAUCUACGGAGUCAACGGCGACUCGGGCAGGCGUCACCUCAGGCAGAAGUUCCGCAACCUCUUCGAGCGAGAGCAAACGGACCGGUUCGUCGUGGAGAUGCUCGACCUUGGAGAGCUGCUGAGGGUCAAGGUCGAGCACGAUGGGAGCAGCUGGAACUGCGGGUGGUUUUUAGAGUGUGUUGAGAUAACCAACACAGCUAACUCAGUCACAACAGUCUUCCUGUGUGGAAAGUGGCUGGAUGCUAACAAGUCUGAUGGGCAGAUACGCAGAGUGCUUUAUCCAAGAUACUAGAAGAUCAAAACAAGGGGUAGGCUUUUAAUUUACCUUUUUUACUCCUAUUUUUUACAUAAUGUUUAUUAUGAAAAAGGUCAAAGUAACUCUGUGCCAAUUGUUGAGGCUUGACUGCUUCAAACUUAAGGUAAAGCAAUAAAAAAGAAAUGAACAUCAAAGUAAACAAAACACAAUAAACAUUUAAUUUAUACUUUUA
Xiphophorus hellerii (green swordtail) is the source of this 7417-nucleotide messenger RNA. RefSeq names its product lipoxygenase homology PLAT domains 1b (gene loxhd1b). The transcript has 43 exons. Gene Ontology annotation, molecular function: protein binding. The coding region runs from base 448 to 7221 and encodes 2257 amino acids. NCBI's taxonomy places the organism in Eukaryota, Metazoa, Chordata, Actinopteri, Cyprinodontiformes, Poeciliidae. The record is from RefSeq and is a predicted model, not a curated record.